This is a messenger RNA of Cucurbitaria berberidis CBS 394.84, 1258 nucleotides long. RefSeq lists its product as uncharacterized. NCBI's taxonomy places the organism in Eukaryota, Fungi, Ascomycota, Dothideomycetes, Pleosporales, Cucurbitariaceae. The coding region runs from base 69 to 938 and encodes 289 amino acids. The transcript has 2 exons. The record is from RefSeq and is a predicted model, not a curated record.
GUGUCUGAAGAGAUUGGGAGUAGCGGAGCAACCUUUUAUCGAACAGCAACAACUCGACAGUCACCGAAAUGAGGAAAGUCGAGUUCAGCCUCCCGUCGAUCGCUGGCAAAGCAACAUCGCUCUUCCAACCGCGCAAAGAUGCCUCGCCCAUGUUCAAUCGCCCGCUCGACAGCGCAUGUCCGCAUCAUAGGAUAGCCCGAAUCCUCUACGCCACCUUUCUCACUCUCUUGAUAUUAAUCUCGAUACCUGUUGUCGCGCUCAAGGCAAUGACAUACAGCUUCAUUGAAGACAACCGCAUGAUGGGCUUCAUGUUCGAAACUACGGAAAGAGACGGGAGAGAGAGCAUAUCGGUAGUAAUGGCCGCUUUACCGCGCAUGCUAUACCAUGCGCCGGCGAAGCUCGCGCUGGUCGCAGCCGUCAUCAGUAUCUUCCUAGGAGCAGCGCAUCUAGGCUUCGUAGGUGUAGACUGGAAGAACGGCAAGCGUACGCAAACUUACGCGUUCCGCCGCAACAUCAUGUUCCUCCACAUCACGAAUAGUAUCCUCGUCCUAUUCGCCCUCGUCUCCAUCUAUGUCACACAUAAAUCGACUUCCCACUUCCGCGAUGGCUACGUCAACCUCCGCGCGUCGCGCAUGGCAGACACUUCAAGCGAGAAUUUCUUCCGCUACAACAUUGGCACCUUUGACCUCGAAACAUGGUCAUGCGAGCUGAAAAACGUCCAAGGCGCGACCAUGGUAGCAGAAGACUACGGAAAGCAGUGCAAGAUCGAAGUCGCUGGGCGGGCGGUUAUGAUCCCGUUUGUUAUUUUCGCCUGGCUGGUAGCUGGGAUAGGGAUCUGGGGUCUUGUUGGUGGGGGCAGGAGGGGACCUGAUGGGGAGCGGAUCAAGACUGAAGAGGUGGGGUUGGAGAUGGGCAAGAUGAACGCUACGGAUGAAUAGAGCUCUUUUUCUCUCUCCCUUCACCCCUCUCGUCUCCUUUAUUUAUAGUAAUGUUUCUGUCGCUCUCUCAACGCCUUUCAUGGUAAUACUGUCCUUUUUCUUUUUCUCCUAUGCUUUGUAGAGCAGAUGAUAUCCCCACGUCCUACCGCGACCACUUUCGUUACCUAAUACGCUGUAUACACUACGAUGAUAGACUUGCUUGGCUGGCCGAGAGUUUAGCAUUCGGCGCGCAUGGGAUCAAACUAUGCGAUCAAGAAGACGUUGCCAAGUGCUGGGACGUCGUGGUUGUGUUUCUUAGUUAGAGGGAAUGAAUGAAUGCC